Molecule: messenger RNA, 378 nt
Organism: Symbiodinium necroappetens
Lineage: Eukaryota; Dinophyceae; Suessiales; Symbiodiniaceae
Source: the annotation of a GenBank genome assembly
GACGAUCUCGAGGAUGGCUUGGCGUGCGAAUACUUCUACGGCCAGUCGCAGUGCCACAUCACAGAUCUCGCAGCCCGGAUACCUGUCCACAAGGGGAGUGUGCCGGAGAUCUUCAUGGAGAACGGGCGCUUCCCAGGACUACGCCAACACGACGACUUCUGCAUCAGGUGCACAGGUCGCCUGCUGACGAAAACACCGGGAGACUACAAGUUCUUCUUGAGCUCAGACGACGGAUCUCUCUUGUACCUGAACGGGGAGAAGAUCGUGGACAACAACGGCUGCCAUGGCGCCGAAACCGAAAAGUCCAGCCAGGACAAGUUCCUCGGGCGGAACGUCCACAGUCUUGUGGUGGAGAUGUGCGAGGUGGGCGAUGGCGAG